UGUCGUAUCUAAAAUGUACGUGAAGGAUUUAGAUGCUAUUAAGUGUUUUAAGGUUAAUGAGUGAGCAGGUGUAUUCUGUGAUCAUGUCUAUUCAUAAUGGUGAUGUAGUCUACAUUUCUGGCUGCUUGGUUCUGAAUCUGAUCUCUAAUGUCAUUCAAUUUUUCCUAAAAUAAUUUCUGAUCACUGAAAACAAGAUUGGGAAUAAAGGUCUGUUUUAGUUAUCCAACUGUAUGAAAUAGUCUUUUUUAAUUUUUUUAUUUGACUCAUUGAUAUCCCAAAAGUACUUUAAGUCGAUUUUGCUGCUGAAAAGGCAUGUUUAUAUUCUGCCAGACCUUUAUUGAAACCUAGGAGAAAACUUGACGUUUGGUGGUUUUCCACUUCAGUUAAAAGCAAUGACAGGUUCACUUUAGUUUAUAUGCUUUACCAUACCAGGGUGAAACCAAGAGGUGGUGCAACAUCAACAUGCUCAAUUGAAUGUCAUUAAAUAUACUAUUUGAAAUCUAGGCUGCAGUCUAGUCCAGUGGAUAUGGAAACAGACUUCAUAACCAUGCAGGCUUGAUUCAUAAGAGGGAAAGUUCUGCUUUCCUUUUGAGAAAGGUACUUAAUCUUGAUUUUAAACUUCAGGAAAACAUCCAGCUGUAUUAAUGCAUUGUAAAAAAAAAAAAAUCAGCUGCAAAGUCUCAAUUUCCCCUGCUUAUCAGGAAGGGAUUGGAAGGGUUUAAAAUUUAUUUCCAUUGCUAAGUUAAUUAGUCAUCAUAAUUAAACCAUUGCUUACUACUUGCUUGACAUGGCAAGGCUAUGGAAAGUCAUACGUUAUUAGAAGGGCUUGAUUAGGGUAAAUUUCAACAUAUUGAAUGUCUAAAAAAGCACAAUUAUUAAGCCAUGCGUACAGUUGCAGAUUAACAUGCAUGCCUUCAAUUUUUAACAAAGCAGUGCACCUGAACACUUCUUGCAUCAAUCAGGUCAGGCAAAAUUCUUUGUUAUCACAUGAAUCCGGUUAAAUAUCCUGAUUCAAUAACAAAAUUGAAUUUGAAAAUUUGUUCAAAUUCAAAUAAAAACGGUUGAGAAAUGGCCUGGGACUUAACACAUAUGUAUUAGUUUAAGCUGAUAUAUAUAUUUAAAUUAUAGCAUCAAUACUAAUACAUUAUUUGGUUGCUUGCAGCCAUUUUACAGUCACAAAAGUGACAUCAGUGAACCUGCCAUGUAGCGUUCCACUGAUUCUGUUUUUCUUUCAGCCUCAAGGAUUCUAUAAUGCGACCACCAUCAAUAUUCACUGUCAACAUAGAUUAACAAUGAUGUUCAGUCCUCCACUAUAACCAUGGGCUGUGGCACCUCUGUCGCCACAGAAGACCAAGGGAAGAGACUUGAAAAUGAUGAGUCCAUCAAGGGCGGCUGUCCAGCUCUCACGAUGAAAGCAGCCAUCCUAAUCCAGCGCUGGUACCGCCGCUACAUUGCCCGUCUGGAGAUGAGGCGUCGCUACACCUGGAACAUCUUCCAGUCCAUUGAGUACGCCGGGGAACAGGAGCAGCUGCAGCUCUCAAGUUUCUUCAGUUUCAUGCUGGACAACUUCACUCAGCUGAACGGGAGCAGUCCAUGUGACCCCAUGACUGAAGAAGGGGGAGUGGCCAGGUAUGAGCUGAUUGACGUGGAGGACUCGUACUGCGGCCCUCACCUGUCCUUCCCUCUCAAUGUGAACCACACCAACGCUCUCCUCAGCACUUAUAAGGAGCAGAAGACUCUUCACGCCCGAUACGUCUUACAGUUGCUGCACGAAACAAAGAAAUUCCUCGAACAGAUCCCAAAUAUCAUUCACCUGUCUACAUCAUACUACAAGGAGAUCACAAUUUGUGGUGAUCUGCAUGGAAGCCUUGAUGAUCUCCUACUCAUUUUCUAUAAGAACGGGCUUCCAUCGGCCAAUAACCCGUACGUGUUCAACGGAGACUUUGUGGACAGAGGGAAGAAAUCUGUGGAGAUCAUCAUCAUCCUGUUCGCCUUCAUGCUUCUGUACCCGGACCACAUGCACCUGAACCGGGGCAACCACGAGGACCACAUAAUGAAUCUCAGAUAUGGAUUUACGAAAGAAGUUAUGCAGAAAUACAAGACACACGGCAGGGAUAUUUUGCAGCUGCUGCAAGAUGUCUUCAGCCUGCUGCCCGUGGCAAUGGUGAUUGACAGCAAGGUGCUCAUUGUACACGGUGGCAUAUCCGAUAUGACUGACCUCAACUUCCUGGAGUCCAUAGAGAGACACAAGGUGAAGUCCGCGCUCAGGCUGCCCAGACGGACCAUGGACAGCGUCAUGGCGACCAGGUGUGGCAGUCAGGUAAAAGGUGACCUGAGGCGCAGGAGAAGAGGCUCGGCGCAAAGGAGGAAUCAGCGGAAGAAGGGCAGCAGCGGCUCCUCCUCCUCCUCUUCUUCAUCGUCCUCUUCAUCAUCCUCAUCUUCGCUGUGCUCUCCUCGCAUUUCCUCUCGCAAUCAGCCCCGCCCCAGGCUCUCCUCCAGUGUGCUAAGCCCCACCCUCACCUCCUAUGUACCCUGCAUGGACUCCAUGGUCUCCAUAGAAACGCAACCCAGGGAAGAAGAGGAAUGGAAGCAGGUCGUGGAUUUGCUUUGGAGUGACCCCAAAAUCCAGGACGGCUGCACGCCCAACACCUUCCGGGGGGGAGGGUGCUACUUUGGGCCGGACGUGACCCGCACCCUGCUGGAGAGACACGGUCUCAGUCUGCUGAUCCGAUCCCACCAGUGCAAGCAGGAGGGGUACGAGCUGUGCCACAACGGCCAGGUAAUCACAAUUUUCUCCGCCUCCAACUACUACGAGGUAGGCAGCAACCGCGGGGCCUACGUCAAACUGGGGGCGGACCUCAUCCCUCGAUUCUUCCAGCACCAAGUCAGCCACUGUACCAGGAAGCUCACUCUGCACCAGAGGGUAAGUGCAGCAGAGGAUUCAGCCCUGAAGGCCUUGCAGGAGAAGCUGUUUGCCCAUCGCACUGAGCUGAUGACCACCUUUCAACAGUACGACAAAAACAACACAGGUGCCAUCUCUCUCAGUGACUGGGCACAGGCAGUAGAAUCUGUCCUGAGGCUGGACCUACCCUGGCGCACCCUCAGGCCGCGACUGGCUCGCCUGUCCCAGGGCGGCAACGUGGAGUACCUGUCCUGCUUCGAGAACAUCUGCCCGAACCAGCCUCCCCCCCUGGUUACCCCAAACCUUGCAGAAACCUUGUAUCGGUACCGAACUGACCUUGAGAUCAUUUUCAAUAUUAUUGACAAAGACCAUUCAGGUCUCAUCUCUAUCGAGGAGUUCCGUCACACCUGGAAGCUCUUCAGCUCACACCUGAGAGUGGCGGUGGAGGACAGCGUCAUCGACGACCUGGCGCGCAGCAUCGACUUCAACAAGGACGGCAGCAUCGACUUCAACGAGUUCCUGGAGGCCUUCAGGGUGGUGCAUCGACUCGACACCAAGGACCAGCAUCAGGACUGACUGAGGAAAACGACUGAGUCACUCAAAGACUCUCUGAUAAAGACUGAGUCACUCAAAGCCACUCUCAUAAAGACUGAGUCACUCAAAGACUCUCUGAUAAAGACUGAGUCACUCAAAGACUCUAUGAUAAUAACUGAGUCACUCAAAGCCUUUCUGAUAAAGACUGAGUCACUCAAAGCCUCUCUGAUAAAGACUGAGUCACUCAAAGCCUCUAUGAUAAUAACUGAGUCACUCAAAGCCUCUCUGAUAAAGACUGAGUCACUCAAAGCCUCUAUGAUAACAACUGAGUCACUCAAAGCCUUUCUAAUAAUGACUGAGUCACUCAAAGACUCUCUGAUAAAGACUGAGUCACUCAAAGCCAAUCUCAUAAAGACUUAGUCACUAAAAGUUCCACUCAUAAAGACUGUCACUCAAGGCAUUUUUAUUUAUUUAAAAACAAUGCAUGAAUGAUGUCUCCCUUUCUGUGAAAAAGAUUUACUACUACUCCGCAGUUAGAGUAUUAUGCAUAUUUUAGAGCACUGUUAUAGAAUACCUGACUGUUAGCACUUAGUACAGACCACCAGGGAUCCUGGUUUUCUGUGAAACAUUCACAGUAUCUGUUAAAAACAUGAACUUCUGUGUUAACUGUAUUUAAACCAAAUUUCUCAACUGUGCUUAGCCAACUUAGCUAUUUUGUGUGUGCACACAUAUAAUUAUUAUCAUCACUGACAUUUGACUUGUUUAAGAUAACCAUUUUUUGAAAUAUAAAGAAUAUUUGUACAGCACGAUUAAAAGUGUAAAGUGUGAAACAGUCAAAGAACAAUUUUCUUUGCCAAGUCAACUUAAGGGUAACCUUUUUAAAAAUAAAGUAGAAUUUUGUUUUUCCUUUCUCUUCAAA
Anguilla rostrata (American eel) is the source of this 4355-nucleotide messenger RNA. RefSeq names its product protein phosphatase, EF-hand calcium binding domain 1 (gene ppef1). The transcript has 17 exons. The record is from RefSeq and is a predicted model, not a curated record. Gene Ontology annotation, biological process: detection of stimulus involved in sensory perception. Gene Ontology annotation, molecular function: protein binding; calcium ion binding; iron ion binding. Bases 1319 to 3478 code for a protein of 719 amino acids. Lineage: Eukaryota; Metazoa; Chordata; Actinopteri; Anguilliformes; Anguillidae.